GGGAGGAGAUCAGAGGGUUGAGGGUGACGAGUAAGGCGUGUUCAAUCUGUGUGGAAGCGUCCAAGCAGCAGCGUGAUUCAUGCCAUCUGGGCCAUGGACGUCAAUCAGACUCGGGUGAGAGAAGAGGAGCCUGAAGCCAAGCAAAGCGUGAAGCAAAGCACGUGCAUCAUGGCAUUCGUCGUGUCUGUUGUGCCUUUUGUGUUGUCCUGCAUGUGUGUGGUGCAGCUGGUUGCUUUGCGUGUGCGUGAGCAGCUCUUGCCGCAGCGGGAGUUCACGCCUUUGAUCACAGCAUGCCUUCAGAUGAACCAGACUCAGGUAGUUAACCGACUCUUCACUCACACAUUCGUUUAUGCAGUCCAUCCGGCCAUCUUUUAUCGGUCGGUUGCUUGCCUCUGGUGCUGCUUGUGGUGUGGUGGCAUGUGUGUGUAGGCAAACACACAGAUCACACGGCUCUCACAGAUGGACUCUACUGAGCUGCCAGCACAGGUGCGUGCAGGGUGUCAAGCAGGACACAGAACCACACAAUGGCUUCUUUGUGUCAUGCUUCGGUUGGUGUUGCUCUCGUGUGGUUCAUUCAUUCGUCAGAUGGUGGCCAAGGUGAAUCGUCAACUCGCUGCUGUGUCCGACCACCUGGCAGAGCUGGCGCACAUAAUAGAGACCGUCAUGACACAGACAACACACGAGGGUGAGCCGACACACACAUUCGUAAGGGAGAAUGGCACACCAACACACAACCACGCCCUUGUGUGUGUCUGUGUCGUUGUCAGGUGGUGGCUCUGGCGAUUCUGCCGCACAAAGCAACGAUGGCCACGUGCAGGUGUGUGACCACAGGCAGGCACAAGCAAGACACACACACCGAGCCGCCACGUGCAUUGCGUGUGCAUGGCAUUGCUGUGUGGCAUCAGGCCACACCGACGGACCUCUCGGACCUUCCCGCUGAGCCCAUAAGCACCAUCGUCGCAGCCUCUGACGUCAAAACCAUCGGCCGAUUCAAAUCGACAGCCCGCCACUUCACCAACGCCGUGCGGCCCAUCGUCCGCAGCCUUCGGCUGCCGAAGGCCAUCGAGCGGGCGGGGGUGGGCGGUGUGGUGCAGUUCGACGAUCAGCUCGGCGAUGCCGAUGUGAUGAAGGCCAUGUGGGUGGCGGAGGAGGGGGGCGAGGGCGGCUGGGGGGAGAUGGCCGACACACUCAGAGUCGCCGAGCACUGCGGCAAUUGCCAGCUGCCGAUCAUCGUGAAUGCUGGAGACCUGCAGACACACGCCAGCAAGACGGUAAACACGACACACAGAAGAGGCAAUGGGUAAGCUGCUGGAUGUGGGUGUUGGCUGCAGGAUUUCCUGGCACUGCCCCGUGUGUUUGCGCAGUGGAUGCUGGUCGGCCGCAAUGUGGCAUUCCGUCGCCCCACCGGCCAGCAAGACGGCACACUCGAGCUGCUCCGGCACAACAACGAGGUCCGGAUCAUCCGCAACGAGCCCAGCUUCCCCAUCACCAUCAACCCACCCCUCCCCCAGCCCACCGGCCCCGUCCAUCCCUUCUCGCAGCACCCCUUCAUCCACCACGCCAAGCCGCAUGACCCGCCCGUCCGCCACCGCAUUAGGUGGCAGCCUGGUGUGGGCUGGGCGACGGUUGACGUCGACGACGCGCCUGUUCACGCAUCGGCGAGUUCUAUGGUGAAGGGCCUGAUGGUAGCUCACCGGGUGAUGGGUGUGAGUGGAUUCACCGACUCGCCGACAGUGGCGGUGGACCGGUGAGUGGAUGGACGGCACGCAAUGAGAGGGCAAAUGGCUAUGUGUUGCGCUAUUGAUGUGUGUUAGGGGUGUGCGGGGUGGCUACCUCGACAGCAUCAGAACCCGAUCGCCGCACACGCCCCUCGGCGGAUGCUCAGACGUGACGGCAUGGGAGGCGGCCAGUGGGACCUGUGCGCAAGGGCAUGUGCUGAUGACGACCGCCGACCCUUUCAUCGCAUGCAUGAUCUGGCACAGCCACCCAAACGACUACCAGAACGGUACGCAAACACAUUGAUAUCACAUCCUCAUGCUGUCGUCUUGUCUGAUUUCUGCUCUUGUCUGCAUGCAGUCCACGUCUACAUCACUAUCAGCGAGGCGCCAACAGCAGGUGUCCCUCACGAUGCACCCUUCGCGCGGCGAUUUCCUCUGACGGCCUCCCGCAUUCGUCGCGUGGCCAGCCCGAUUGCGCCCUUGGUGCUCGACGGCUAGCAGCC
Messenger RNA from Vitrella brassicaformis, 2221 nucleotides. The record is from the annotation of a GenBank genome assembly. Lineage: Eukaryota; Vitrellaceae.